Messenger RNA from Melampsora larici-populina 98AG31, 948 nucleotides. RefSeq lists its product as uncharacterized. Lineage: Eukaryota; Fungi; Basidiomycota; Pucciniomycetes; Pucciniales; Melampsoraceae. The transcript has a single exon. The record is from RefSeq and is a predicted model, not a curated record. Bases 1 to 948 code for a protein of 315 amino acids.
AUGCCAAGCACCUCAAGGCGACCCACCAAUAUGAAGCCUCCUGCACUUACUGCAAGCGGUAAAAGUAGUCAAGAAAGCAAGGCUGAUAUUAUAUCGGUCUCUGGACAAAUCACGUCACCCAGCGGUAUGCCCAAGUUUUCAGCAGGGCCCGGCAUGCCGCCGACCAACUCACCGACUUCAGAUCCAAAGAAAGUACACCUAAAGUCUAGUACCGAAGCGACAUCAAAUCCAAACUAUACUCCACUAAGUCAACAUCCAUUGUACCCUAAAGUUCAAAGCCUUCACGUGUCUUUACAUCCGUUCCUAUACCACGAUUGGGAGUCAAACGGAGCUUACAAUCUCACCAGCCUCAAGUAUUACAACAUCUUGCUACAUUUCAAUCCCAGCACUAAAGCACGUCCGAAUAAAAACAAGAAGAUCUUGAUUGACAUGUUCAAGUCCGAUUUGCUACCCCAACUUGCGCCUUUCUGCACUUCUCCAACAGCAGCACCAACUUCGUAUGCGAUGGAUACAGAUGAUGAUCAGGAUACAGAUACAGACUUCGACCCAUUGGACCGCCGAACCACCAUCGCGAUGCUCUGUGACGCGAUCAGAUCCAAAAAUUCCCGAGUUAAUAUAUCGUCUGUUGCAUUAAAGGACGAGGUCUUGGCUCUCUACAAGCACUUUGUCAACCCGUUCCUUCAGGGCCUCCAGAAAAGUUCCUACACUUCCAAGCCCAACGUUGUGUCAUCGAAGAGACUUGAGAAACUUACUAGCCAUCAAAUCCGACAUGCACUACAAGCUCACCACCCCGAGGUUUUUGUCAACUGCCCAGUCUUGAAAGUAUCACAUUACAAAGCUUUGUACCGUAAAUUUGUGAUUGAGGACAAGAAACUUGACACUGAAGAAGAAUUGGUUGAAGGAUAUCACUACUGGAUCAUCGCCGACUUGGUCCAAGAUGUUGAAUAA